UUUAACAAGUGGUGUUGGAAUUUAUUAUUAUUUCACAUAUCAUGAUCCUAAAACGUUAUCGUCCCCAGAAGUGCUCAAUGAUGUGUCUGUAAGGCGUGAUAAUUCUAAAGUUAGAUUCCCUAUCAUGAAGAGCGGAUUAGCACUUGAAAAAAAUGCCGAGAAGCCGAUACGAAUGCGAGACAAAAUGGAGAAAUAUAUCAUAUCACUUCAGGAGCGUAUCGUGAAAGAAAUAGAAUCUAUUGAUGGCAAAAAAUUUUAUAUCGAUCGUUGGGAACGUGCACAAGGUGGCUACGGUAUUUCUUGUAUUCUACAAAGUGGCAAUGUUUUUGAAAAAGCUGGUGUAAAUAUUUCGGUAGUUUCCGGUGAUCUACCUGUUCCAGCUGUACAACAAAUGAAAUCUCGUCAUAAAGAACUUGAUCCUGAAAAAG
Dentiscutata erythropus is the source of this 428-nucleotide messenger RNA. The record is from the annotation of a GenBank genome assembly. Lineage: Eukaryota; Fungi; Glomeromycota; Glomeromycetes; Diversisporales; Gigasporaceae.